AGUUCCAAUUUGUGGAUUUAGGUAUGGGAGCUGCAUAUGGGACAGCUAAGAGUGGUGUGGGUGUGGCGUCGAUGGGUGUGAUGAGGCCCGUGUUGGUGAUGAAAUCUAUUGUACCGGUUGUCAUGGCUGGUGUUUUGGGUAUCUAUGGGUUGAUUAUUGCUGUUAUUAUUAGUACCGGAAUCAACCCCAAGGCCAAAUCGUAUUACCUUUUCGAUGGUUACGCCCAUCUUUCCUCGGGUCUUGCCUGUGGCCUUGCUGGUCUUUCUGCUGGAAUGGCAAUUGGAAUUGUUGGUGAUGCUGGUGUCAGGUAUAUGCUGACUCAAAUGACAGCAGCCAAAAUUUUUGUUAGAAUGAUCCUUAUCCUGAUCUUUGCUGAAGCUUUGGCUCUCUAUGGCCUUAUCGUUGGCAUCGUCUUGUCUUCUCGAGCCGGUCAAUCUAGAGCAGAAUAAGAUGCUCCUGCAGCUCCUUGGUAAUCUUAUAUUCUUUUAUUGCUUAUGUCUGUUUCACCGUUACGAA
Molecule: messenger RNA, 516 nt
Organism: Hibiscus syriacus
Lineage: Eukaryota; Viridiplantae; Streptophyta; Magnoliopsida; Malvales; Malvaceae
Product: V-type proton ATPase 16 kDa proteolipid subunit-like
Exons: 2
Coding region: 24-449 (141 amino acids)
Biological process (GO): proton transmembrane transport
Cellular component (GO): proton-transporting V-type ATPase, V0 domain
Molecular function (GO): proton-transporting ATPase activity, rotational mechanism
Source: RefSeq, a predicted model, not a curated record